Lagenorhynchus albirostris (white-beaked dolphin) is the source of this 1707-nucleotide messenger RNA. It is a transcript of the gene MARCHF9, whose product is annotated as membrane associated ring-CH-type finger 9. The record is from RefSeq and is a predicted model, not a curated record. The coding region runs from base 153 to 1193 and encodes 346 amino acids. Lineage: Eukaryota; Metazoa; Chordata; Mammalia; Artiodactyla; Delphinidae. Gene Ontology annotation, molecular function: ubiquitin-protein transferase activity; zinc ion binding. The transcript has 4 exons. Gene Ontology annotation, biological process: protein ubiquitination.
UGUGGCAGCAGUGAACGGCUCUCGCAGGCCCCGAAGACCCCGGCCGGGCUCGGCUCUCCAGCGCGCGCCCCCUUCCCGGCCUUGUCCUCUCCCUUCCCCCAGCCGCCCGAGUCCCCCUUGCACGCCGCCCCCCGCCCCCCGGCGCCCGGACGAUGCUCAAGUCUCGGCUCCGCAUGUUCCUGAACGAGCUGAAGCUGCUGGUGCUGACGGGCGGGGGGCGGCCCCGGGCCGAGCCGCAGCCCCGGGGGGGCGGGGGAGGCGGCUGCGGCUGGGCGCCCUUCGCCGGCUGCUCGACCCGGGACGGCGACGGAGACGAAGAGGAGUACUACGGGUCCCAGCCGAGGGUCCGGGGCCUGGCCGGCGACAAGGAGCCACGGGCCGGACCCCCGCCGCCGCCUGCGCCGCCGCCGCCGCCCCCGGGCGCGCUGGACGCCCUGUCGCUCAGCAGCAGCCUGGACAGCGGGCUCCGAACCCCCCAGUGCCGAAUUUGCUUCCAGGGCCCGGAGCAGGGGGAGCUCCUGAGCCCCUGCCGCUGCGACGGCUCCGUGCGCUGCACGCACCAGCCCUGCCUCAUCCGCUGGAUCAGCGAGCGGGGCUCCUGGAGCUGUGAGCUCUGCUACUUCAAGUACCAGGUCCUGGCGAUCAGCACCAAGAAUCCCUUGCAGUGGCAGGCCAUCUCCCUGACGGUCAUUGAGAAGGUCCAGAUUGCAGCCAUAGUUCUGGGCUCACUCUUCCUUGUCGCCAGCAUCUCCUGGCUCAUCUGGUCCUCACUCAGCCCUUCAGCCAAGUGGCAACGGCAAGAUCUGCUUUUUCAGAUCUGCUACGGCAUGUACGGCUUCAUGGAUGUCGUCUGCAUAGGCCUCAUCGUCCAUGAAGGCUCCUCUGUCUACCGUAUCUUCAAGCGCUGGCAGGCAGUAAACCAGCAGUGGAAGGUCCUGAAUUACGACAAGACCAAGGACAUAGGAGGAGAUGCAGGGGGAGGGACGGCAGGGAAGCCGGGCCCCAGGACCUCACGGACGGGCCCCCCCACUGGGGCCACCAGCCGCCCCCUGGCCGCCCAGCGCAUGCGGACGCUCUUGCCUCAGCGCUGUGGUUACACAAUCCUGCACCUACUUGGACAGCUGCGGCCACCAGAUCCCCGUUCCAGUUCCCAUUCCGGCCGCGAGGUUGUCAUGAGGGUCACCACAGUCUGAACUAAACUCCAGGAGUGGGGAUCUUGAAACAAUGCAUCAGCCAGAGAUAAGCUGUCAUGGCUGCUGGAGGUACCACCUGGACAAGGUGUUUGGGGCACACUGCCCCACCACUGAGGAUCUCUGUGGGCAGCCUCAAGCUGGAGACAUUGGCCUCUACUGCCCACUGGGUAGAGGUGCCUGGAUGACAUUCCAGCCCCCACUGACAGCUCCCCACACUCAUCUUGCAGCAGCCAGUGGGCAGGUGGGGAGAACAUCUUUUCUUCCCUAGAGAACCGUCCUUACCUCAGCUCCUAGGGCCUCCAGCCCCCCAGCUCCACUAUGGUGACUUGGUGAAGGGGGUCCAAUGUGAGAAGAAAGGGGCUGUAGACCCCCCCCAGUCCCCACCCCAUGGCCACAGGGCAGCUGGCAAUAAGACUAGUAUACAUUGACCUCCCAUUCCCUGCAUGAGGGUGGGGGUACUUCCCCCUGCUCCGCCCCCCAUUGCAUGGGGGGAGGGCAUAAAGAAUCAUUUAUA